This is a messenger RNA of Symsagittifera roscoffensis, 1116 nucleotides long. RefSeq names its product AH receptor-interacting protein-like. Gene Ontology annotation, molecular function: protein binding; peptidyl-prolyl cis-trans isomerase activity. NCBI's taxonomy places the organism in Eukaryota, Metazoa, Xenacoelomorpha, Acoela, Convolutidae. The coding region runs from base 16 to 999 and encodes 327 amino acids. The transcript is spliced from 5 exons. The record is from RefSeq and is a predicted model, not a curated record.
UUAAAUAGAUGUAAUAUGGCCAGUAUCCACAACGAAGUCGUGAAACGUGUACAAAAACCCGGCAAGGAAACUGACGUCUUGCCGGCCGGGAAAGGAACCAAAUUCGUCUUUCAUGUUAAAUGUUUCCAGGAUGCGGCCGAAAAUACUGUUUUAGAUGACAGCCAUCUCUGGAGUAAGCCAAUGGAACUUAUCUACGGACAUCAGUUCAAGCUCGAGAUAUGGGAGACCUUUCUGGCUUCAAUGAAAGUAGGCGAAGUAUCGGAGUUCACUUGUCCUUUCCAUUUGGUCAUGAGUUAUCCCAAAGUGGCGGCUCAACUACGGAAAAUCAUGCUUGAGAAUAACGCUAAUCCAGAACCCGAAUCGCAUUGUUGUGGAAUGAGUGUUCAAAACAUUUCAGUGGGGUAUCACGACUUGGAUCAUCUCAUAUCAAAUCCGCCAAAAUAUCUUGUGUUCCAGUUUGAACUGCUCGAGCGUUUUGAACCAGAUUCUUACGAGAAAGAAACAUGGACAAUGUCAGACCAGGAGAAAAUAUCAAGAAUUUCUAAUUUGAGGGAAAUUGGGAACGAGGACUUCAGAAAUGGAGACGUCGAUAAAGCCUCUAAACAGUACUACGAAGCAAUCGCACUGUUGGAUCAGCUUAUUUUGAAAGAGAAACCAGGCUCGUCUGAGCACACGAAAUUAAACAACACGAGAUGUCCUCUUCUGUUGAAUUUUUCACAGUGCUGUUUCGAAAAGGAAGAAUUCUACAAGGUCAUCUGCCACACCACAGAAGUUCUGGAACACCAGCCAGAAAACGUUAAGGCAUACUUCAAGCGUGCAAAGGCUCACAAAGCUGUGCACGAUUACAAACAAGCGAUAGAUGAUAUGACAAAAGCGAUGGAAUUGAACCCGAAUUUGGAACAAGUUGCAGUUUCAUUCAUUAAUUCCAUCAAAGAAAUCCAGGCCGAAAACGACAAAGCAGAUGAGAAGUUGUUUAAAAAUAUGCUCAAAAUAGAUUGAUUAGCUGUACAUAUUGUUCUAUCUUAAAUAAACUAAUUUUUUUGUUUCGUGAUGAUACAUUGACGUAGAAGUUUUUAGUUGCAUUAGUUAAUACUAGACAGCAUAUUUGUACAUUAU